UUUAAUCUAUGGAGUAGUUUAGGAAAAGAAAGACAGAGGCCUAGUACAUUGGUACCUUGCACAGCAAUUUGCAAGUCGUGAUUUAUAGUGAAAGGGCUACUUUCUCGAAGUGAAAAACUGGUUUUAAGAGUGUAGUACACAAUUAACGAUGUCGGAGCCACGGAAAAACCGUCUCUCGAUUGAUGGAGGGCAAGUGAAAGAGGAUGAACACGUUGCAACCUACAAGGCUAUACCAGAAUCUGAUACAGAAUUCCGGUCGUCCAAAACGAACCUCGGCAAAUCGAAGGAGAAGAUAUCUGCCGACGGCGCCGAGGAGAAACUAUUGAAGAAGGAAGACGAGGCCAAAAUCAUAACCCGUGUGGACAUGUCCGAUGCGAAAUAUGUCGUCGGGGACCACAGGAAUGGUGACGCGAAGAUUGAACUCGAUGCUAAUAAACGGCAAUUCACUGGGAUGACGAGAGAGGAGGUACUGAAGUAUGCUGACGAUCCUUUCUGGGUGAACUUGCGUUGGUCGCUGUUCGUGUUGUUCUGGGUGGCCUGGCUGUGCAUGCUCGCCGGGGCUAUUGCAGUCAUUGUACGCGCACCCAAGUGCGGCCCGCCCGAACCCAGGACAUGGUACGAACUCGGUCCCCUGGUCGGACUGGAGUUGGUCGAUGCCGUCGAACCACAAGAUUUACAACAGGAUUUGGAACUGCUGAAGACAUUCAAAGUUCAGGGCGUGUUCGUCCAAGUGCCGACUUACGAAGUGCUCGACAAACGUGACACACUGGACGAAUUCAAAAUUCUGUUCAACAAAAUUAAGAAGAUCGGAAUAAGAGUGAUUGUUGAUUUGAUCCCGAACUACGUGUUCACCAACCAUACCUGGUUCGUACAGAGUGAGAACAGCACUGAGCCCUACACUGAUUAUUUCAUCUGGACCAAGGAACAACCUGCUAAUUGGGUUUCAAAAAUCAACACGCCAGCGUUUACACGAAGUGAUAAACGUCAGAUGUUCUACCUGCAUCAGUUCUGUGACAACUGCGCUGAUCUUAAUUUCGAUAAUCCUAAAGUUGUUGAGAAGUUCGACAUGGUCCUGAAGGCCUGGAUGGGUGCCGGCGCUAGUGGAGUCAGAUUGAAUAACGCGCGUCACUUGCUCGUCGAAUUGCUUGAGGAGAAGACGCGCGUCGGUCGCGGCAGUAGCGUGGACGCGGAUCACAUGCGGUACGACUUCUGGGAGCACAAGCACACCACCGACCUGCCGAAGCUCAAGGAGCUCUUGGCUCGCUGGUCGAAGAUCGUCACCAAAGAAUCAGAGCCGACGGUGUUCACGCUGAAGGAAGAUGGCUCCCUGCCGGACCUGAUACUGCUGAACCACAACGUGUCGAUGCUGCGGCCGCCGUCCGCCGCGCCCGUGCCCGUCACGGAGGACGCAGACGCGCUCGCCUCUAGAAUAAACAAAACUCUUGGCUCUUGGCCUAUUCUUCAGUUGACGGAUACGAAUGACGAUCGUGAAUUAGCAUCGUUUGCUAUGCUUCUACCGGCAGCACCUUUGUUGAAUAUAAAACAACUUUCAGCUGACGAAAACGACACCUCUCUUUUAGAUCUGGUGAACCUCCGCAGCGACGCGUCGCUGUCGCACGGCGAGCACCACGUGGCGGCCGCGCCCGCGCGUAACGCCAGCGAGAACGGACUCAUCGUUUGUGCAAGAUGGAAAGAGGGUCACACCGGUUACAUGGCGGUGUACAACCCGUCCCGGCAGGAUCUCCACGCGAAUCUCACUGCUGUACCCUCCGUGCCCGGGACGAUUACAAUUCAAAACGUCUCGCCAGCCGUCAAACUUGUCACCAACUAUACGAAGAACUAUCAGCCGGCAGAGGACGUGUUGGUCCCUGCUAAGUCCACAGUGGUUGUGUCUUAUGUGCCCAUAAAACAUGAGAAGCGUGAAAAAGACGAAUAAAUCGUCAGCGUAAAACAAUUCGUUUGCAUUUUACAAUGAUUUUGCUUUUAUACAAUAUUUAAUCGUUAUCACAUAUAAAGUUGUUUACGAAAGUAAAAGUUGAAGCAUAAAA
This is a messenger RNA of Bombyx mandarina (wild silkworm), 2048 nucleotides long. RefSeq names its product CD98 heavy chain (gene CD98hc). Gene Ontology annotation, cellular component: basolateral plasma membrane; apical plasma membrane. The record is from RefSeq and is a predicted model, not a curated record. Gene Ontology annotation, biological process: carbohydrate metabolic process; phenylalanine transport; L-alanine import across plasma membrane. Gene Ontology annotation, molecular function: aromatic amino acid transmembrane transporter activity; L-leucine transmembrane transporter activity; L-alanine transmembrane transporter activity. Lineage: Eukaryota; Metazoa; Arthropoda; Insecta; Lepidoptera; Bombycidae.